Messenger RNA from Hibiscus syriacus, 3172 nucleotides. RefSeq names its product receptor-like protein kinase FERONIA. The record is from RefSeq and is a predicted model, not a curated record. Gene Ontology annotation, biological process: protein phosphorylation. The coding region runs from base 286 to 2946 and encodes 886 amino acids. Gene Ontology annotation, molecular function: ATP binding; protein kinase activity. The transcript has a single exon. Lineage: Eukaryota; Viridiplantae; Streptophyta; Magnoliopsida; Malvales; Malvaceae.
UUCACUCACUGAGCUCCUCCCUUCUUUAUUCAGCUUCCCAAAGGUAAAUGCCUUGAAAGUCCCUUCAUUUACACGUAUUUUACAAGCAUCUUUUUUCUUCUCUGUUUUUGAGGUAGCUUGCUAUAUUGUCCCUUGGAUCUCUCUUUUCUUUUUAUGUUCUUUUAGCUAAGAAAUUCUGGGUUUGCUUUCAUUUGUUCAUUUAUGUUCAAAUAUUAAGUCUUUUUUAUUCUCUCUCGGAUCCCGCAUUUUGAACUCACGAGGAACUCAGUCGGUAACUCGUUUCCGAUGUCGGUUAUUGCUCUUGCCUCCUUGUUGUUGCUGUACUUUCGAUUUGUCUUAGCUGCUGAUUAUGUACCAACUGAGAAAAUCUUGCUGAACUGCGGUGAGAAAUCGGAGCUCACCGAUAACGAUGACCGGAAAUGGACCCCGGAUUCCGGGUCCAAGUUCCUGGUCGGAAUUGGGAACUCCGUCACUUCCCGAGCCGCCACGCAAGAUCCCUCGGUCCCCGAAGUUCCCUUCUUGACCGCCCGCGUUUUUCGAUCGGACUUCACCUAUAGUUUCCCGGUCGUCGCCGGUUGGAAGUUUGUUAGGUUGUAUUUUUAUGCUAAUUCAUAUGAUGGCCGGAAUUCGAGCAAUGCGUUGUUUUCGGUCUCGUCCGGUUCUUAUACACUUCUCAAGAAUUUCAGUGCUGCUCAGACGAGUGAAGCCAUGAAUUAUGCUUUUAUUGUUAAGGAGUAUUCCAUCAACGUAGAUGGUGAUCACUUGAACUUGACAUUUAGUCCCGGUUCCAGUCCUUUGAACUCGUAUGCAUUCGUCAAUGGGAUUGAAGUUUUGUCGAUGCCUGAUAUUUAUAGUAAUGCCGAGGGGAUACCAGUUGUGGGUCAAAACUCGCCGUUCACCAUCGAUAACAGCACUGCCCUCGAGAAUGUUUACCGGCUGAAUGUGGGUGGAAACGACAUCUCACCUUCAGGCGAUACGGGUCUGUUUAGGUCUUGGUAUGACGAUCAGCCAUAUCUGUUUGGGGCGGCCUAUGGAGUUUCAGGAGCUGCAGAUCCGAAUGUCACGAUCGAUUAUGGUACCAUGCCUAGGUAUAUUGCACCACAAAAUGUGUACACCACUGCUAGAUCCAUGGGGCCGAAUGCUCAAGUGAACUAUAAUUACAAUUUAACCUGGAUGUUCGGUGUUGACUCCGGGUUCUCUUACUUGGUCAGACUACAUUUUUGCGAGUUUACUGAUAACAUUACUAAGAUUAAUCAGAGAGUGUUUGAUGUCUUCCUCAACAAUCAAACUGCAGAGAAAGGGGUCGAUGUAAUCGCCUUGGCAGACGACCUAGUUGAUGUUCCUGUGUAUAGGGAUUAUGUGGUCAUGGUUACUGGAGGAAAUUCACAGCAGGAUCUAUGGCUUGCAUUGCAUCCAGACCCGACUAGCAAGCCCCAAUAUUACGAUGCAAUCUUAAAUGGUGUGGAGAUAUUCAAAAUAAGUGAUCCGAAAAGCAACUUAGCAGGGCCUAAUCCUACACCUGGUCCGAAACAGAAUGUAGUUGAUCCAUCGUUGGCUUUGCCAUCUCGUCAAGGUCAUUCGAAGAAUCGGACGGCAAUUAUUGCUGGGGGUGUCGGCGGUGGACUGAUUCUAGCUCUUGUCGUUGGUUUCUGUGUUGUUGCUGCUUCACGUAACCGUAGGCAUGGUGGUGCAAAGUAUACGAGUGCAAGUGACGGCCCUUCAGGAUGGCUUCCUCUUUCAUUGUACGGAAAUUCACACUCCGCAGGUUCAGCAAAGACCAAUACUACAGGGAGCUAUGCUUCCUCCCUCCCUUCAAACCUUUGCCGCCAUUUCUCGUUUGCUGAGAUCAAGGCUGCCACGAACAACUUUGAUGAUUCUUUAGUCCUCGGAGUGGGAGGUUUUGGCAAAGUUUACAAGGGAGAAAUUGAUGGUGGGACGACUAAAGUCGCAAUCAAACGUGGCAAUCCACUCUCUGAGCAAGGCGUGCAUGAGUUCCAGACCGAGAUUGAAAUGCUUUCCAAACUUCGACACCGCCACCUUGUUUCAUUGAUCGGGUACUGUGAAGAGAACUGCGAGAUGAUCCUUGUUUAUGAUUAUAUGGCUCAUGGAACGUUGCGUGAACAUCUAUACAAAACCAAAAAGCCCCCUCUUCCAUGGAAGCAAAGGCUCGAAAUAUGCAUUGGGGCUGCCCGCGGUUUGCACUAUCUCCACACCGGUGCCAAGCAUACCAUCAUUCACCGAGAUGUGAAGACAACCAACAUUCUUCUGGACGAGAAGUGGGUGGCGAAGGUUUCUGAUUUCGGAUUGUCGAAAACCGGCCCCACAUUGGACCAUACUCACGUGAGUACUGUCGUGAAGGGUAGCUUCGGCUAUUUGGACCCCGAGUAUUUCAGACGACAGCAGCUAACCGAUAAGUCCGACGUUUACUCUUUUGGGGUAGUCCUCUUCGAAAUCCUUUGUGCACGUCCGGCAUUGAAUCCUACACUGCCCAAGGAGCAAGUGAGCCUUGCAGAGUGGGCUGCACAUUGUCACAAGAAAGGCAUCCUCGAUCAGAUCAUGGAUCCUCAUCUGAAAGGGAAGAUAACACCGGAAUGCUUCAAAAAGUUCGCCGAGACAGCAAUGAAGUGCGUGGGCGAUCAAGGAAUCGAGAGACCGUCGAUGGGUGAUGUACUGUGGAACCUGGAGUUUGCGUUGCAGCUGCAGGAGAGUGCAGAAGAGAGUGGGAAAGGAAUCAAUGAAAUGGAGAUGGAGGAAGGGAGCUAUGAAGAAAUCUGUAAAGGGAAGAAGGAUCCUAACGCAUCCCUCGGUUUUGAUGGUAACCUAACCGACUCUAGGAGCAGCGGGAUGAGCACGAGCAUCGGCGGUCACAGCCUGGCUAGUAAUGACUCGGAUGGACUGACACCGAGCGCUGUUUUCUCGCAGAUCAUGAACCCGAAAGGGCGUUGAGAUGGUAAGUCCACGAGUGAUUGCAUGCUGUUGUUAAUGGUUGCGGCAUUCAUUUACUUGGAAUUGCUAUAUUUGCUCUUAACUAUUCACUCUGAUUAUGUGGUUUAUUAAUCCAAGUCGGUUGUUCUAGAGAAUAAAAUGUUGAACUCACAACUAUAUAAUACUAAUGGCCUUAUUUUGUACUGUAAUAUGCGGUUUUGAACAAAAUGGACAAUUUAGGGAUGGA